UCUGCGCCACCAUCUCUCCAUCCGUACUUGUUUUUAUGUGUUUGUCCGCUCAUCCGCCCACGAGGUGUCUCCUCUGGUCGUUCAGUGGUGUUAAAGCAGCCUCAUCCCGCCUUUCAGGCCCAGGAGUCAUGCUGCCUCGUCAUCUCAUCUCACCAGAAUGAAAACACUCAUUAUGUGUGACUCAGAGGAGGUCACUAAUGGAGGGACUUUUCUUUCUUUUUUUUUUCGUCUCUGGAGCUACUUCACGUAAAGUCACCCUGUACCUAACACCAAACACCUGUAUUCCCCAGCUAAAGCCCACCGAUCAGAUCCAAGCAGGAGGUGAGGUGGUGGGCUCCGCUGGCUAAUGCAGCUCUUAAAUGUCAUCCAGUCUACUGAGACUCUCUCUGAAUCAUUCAGCAUGCAGGUCGUUUUUCACUCUCUGCCAAAGCUGCAAAGGCUGCAGCUUUCAGUGAAACACACACUAUUAUUAACAUUUAUGUUUUCACUCGUUCUACAGCAGAUAUCUGAUUUCUAGCAAUUCAUUUAUGUAGAACUGAUAAGACAUGGAAACUCUAGAGACUUAGAUUUGUUCAGAAGUUGAAUUACUAUUAAAUUUCUUGGGUUAUUUCCUGAAUUUGCAAACUACUGGGUCAAAGCAAGAUUACACAAAAUGUUUACAUUUGACUUUUUUAUCUACUACUGUGACUUUUUAAAUUUUAUGUGACUAUUUUGUCAAUGCAGCAAAUACAACAUGAUGGUCAAGGCAUAAAAAUUAGAUAAUUAAAAAAUAACUUUCAUCCAUACACUGAGUUAAAAAUAGGUACAUUAUUUUUAAAUUUAGUGUAAACAGUAGGGCAGAUGUUAGAUUGGUGUGAAUUAUAAAUGAAUGGAUCUGGCAAAAAAAAAAUGCUAACAAAUACACAUUAUGUCUUUGUAACUGCUUAACUCAACCCUUCCCACUGUAAAGACAAUAUUUAAAGCGAUAGUUCAGGAUUUUUGCAGUGAAGUGAGGUUCUGUUAAAAGCCUCUAAGCAGUUCACUAGAUAAUUGGGGAUUAAGCAGUUCUUAUCCUAUCUGCACCAGAUACAUGAGGAUUAAAUGAUCCCAGGCACUGAAGCUAAUAAGAAGCCCAACAGGAGCUAUUAAUUUGAGUCAUAGUUUUAGGCCUUAAAAAACUUAAUAUGCAGGAUUUCCUGUAAUGUCUCUCAUACACGUCGGAGGGGUGCCUUUUAGUGUAUUGACUGUAGAGUUUGGGUGCUAUUUUACUUUGUGCUUGCAAACCCCCAAGAGAAUGCUGCUCCUAAAGCAGGAUUUUUGUUCUUUUAGAGAAAUUAAAAAAUAAACCUAUUUAGUUGUUUUCCCUAAACUGCAUUUAAUAAUUCAUGUACAUCUUAGAUGUGGAUCGCAAGGGACUUAAAAAGAUCUCAAGUGGUCUUAUAUUUGAUAUACUGAAAUCUUUGGUGGAAAAGGCCAAAAUAAUUAUAUUUUAUGGAUUCUAGACUUUGUGUUACUUUUAAAACUUUUCGUAGCAACUUAGUAGGGUGAUUUAAUUAUGUUCCACACAGGGAGAUCGUUAGUGACACACAGUUUUCUACAUCUAUUUCCAGCUUUAAUAAUCACUGUUUUGUUUUUGAGACGGAAGCUGUUUUUAAUAUAAUUAAAGUUAAGCUCUACUUCAAAAUUUUUCAAUUAUUUCUGUAUUAUCCCAUUAAAAUCCACCACUUUACUCACAAUCCUGGCCAAUAAGUAACUGUAUGGUAAUUAUCACAUAAAAACAAGAUCUGUAUAACAUUGGUGCUUAAUAAAUAAUUAGAUUUUUCUGCAAUCCAAUCCUGCAACAUAUACUGUGAGUGUAGAAAUUGGCUAGCAAAGCCUUAGAUUGAAACAGGAUGAAAACGCAGUUAUAGAAAAACUGAUUUUUUCAAAUAAAGCAAAUGAAGUUUUUCAUCAAAUCUAGAUUUACCCUGCCUACUUUUCAUCCAACUGAUUGCAGAAACAUUAUGCUGCUUGCUAAUGAGCUGGAAACGGGGUGAAGUCUCCCCUGACCUGAAAAUAAUAAAUGAACAAACCUGUCUCAGCUUUGUUUUCGUUUUUCCUUUUCUUGCAACAGUCUAGCUCAUCGCCCACUCUUUGCAUCUACGAUCUUGUUAAAAGAGAGAAAUGGAGGGAAACGGAGAAAGUGAAAAGAGCAAAGUGACCACAUCUUCAUUCAUUUCCAGCUAUGUUAUCUGGCUGCAGAUAGAGUCAUUACCUUUCUUCCUCCAUCUGUCCGUCAAUACUAAGGUCCAUUAAGCCGAGCGGUGAGCACUCAGAUCCAUCACGGCAACGGACAUUUCCUCUUUUGCUGCUCACACUUGCCCUUUUAUUAGAUUGAAACUCAGGUAAUGCAUAUGCUCCAAAAAUAGCCAUCAUUGUGCUGUCUUGCUAAAUUACAUGUUGAGGAUAUUACUGUUUUGUAAAUCUCUGCCAUCGGGGGUCUAUUCAAAUAAUCUAUUAGAACUCAUUGACUCAUUUCUCAUUACACAUUACGCCUCUGUUAUUUCCAUGUGACCAUUCUCACCAGUGAUUGCUCCUCUGUGAUGUGCUAGGUUACCCUCUGUCGUCUAAUGAAUUACAAAACACCGCAUCCAUACGUACUGACUGAAUUUUGGGAUCGUGUUUUCCCAUCCUCAUAAUGUCCCAAUCAAUGCUGCAUGGCUGUUAAAAGAAAACGUGGACCAUUAUACAUCAAUUUGGCAGAGCAAAGACCCCUUGUUGCAAGCUUGUUUCCUUCACCAUGUGCUCUAAACUCAUUUGUUCUGUUUGUGUGUGUGUGUGCAUGUGUGUGUGUAGCUCUUUGCUGGAGCAGAAGGAGGACUUGCGGAAGAGACUUUCCUACACAACACACAAGCUGGAGCUGCUGCAGAGCGAGUUCGACUCCACCAGGCAGUACCUGGAGACGGAGCUGCGCCGAGCACAGGAGGAGCUGGACAAGUUCACAGACAAGCUUCGCAGAAUACAAAGCAGCUACUCGGCACUGCAGAGGAUCAACCAAGAUCUGGAGGAAAAGAUCCACAAAGAUUCGCAGCACCACGAAGAUGAGAAACGAGCUCUGAGCAGAGAAAUCAUCGUCCUCAACAACCACCUGAUGGAGGCCAAGCUCACCAUAGAGAAGCUGCAAGAGGACAAUGAGCUGUACAGAAAAGACUGUAACUUGGCUGUUCAGCUGCUGCAGUGCAACAAGUCUCUGUACAGAGCCCAGCUCUCCGAGCUUCCUGCUGACUGUCAGGAGCGCCUGACCAUGCAUCUGGAAGAAUCUCCUCUCUGCCACGACUACCCUGACUCUACUUCCCUCAUUGCCAACGUGCUUGAAAAGCCAGAUGAGGCCUGCAGCAGCCAGGCGUCCCGCUCGCCCAGCCCCCAAACCCAGAACCAUACGUUCAUUCUCGAGAGACUCGGGCCAGGAGAGCGCCUGGGGCUCAGAGCGGCCUACAAAUCCGACCUGUACAGCAGUGACACGGCUCUGUACUGCCCCGAAGACCGUCACCGCGAGAGGAGGCCCAGCAUGGACGUGCACGGCCACAGGACGUUCCUGUAUGGCCCACAGAACUCCACCGACAGCACACCGGAGGAGGGUUCUGUGGGACUGCAAGCCGGGUUCUCCCAGGAGCAUUUUCCCAAGUUCCCUGCAGCGCUGGCUGGAGGCUCCAGCUCUUACUCCAGCUUCAGUGGAGGUGGCUCGGAGGAUAAAGGCAAUGACCCACCCAGUAGUGCAGCUUCCUCACCACGUCAUCAAUCCCUCUACAUGGAAUGGAGAGAUGCAGGGGACUAUGAGAGAAAGAGUGACUCAUCCUGGGAGAGGGACAGUCCAAGGAGCUUUGGGAACGCUCAUCCUUUCCAACAGACUGAGCUGAGCCACCAUCAGAACGGCAGCUCGCCGGUCUACAGCCGCACCAUGUCCUCGUGUUUCAGUGAGCCGUACGAGCCUCUGCCUCCAUCUUCCUCCCCAAGUGUCGCUUACGGAGACAGUCGCCGAGGCAGCACUUUAGCCCCCGAGGAGGAAGAACUGAUUGGUAGAUGGAGACAGCUUAGUGUUGAAGACUUAAGCGCCCACUCAUACCGCAGUCCAGGAAGAGCCUCGCCUUACAGCUUCUCAGAGCAGCACUUUUCCAUCCGCCCCGCCAAAAUCCGCCUUGGUCCACUCUACAGCAGCUUCCAGGAGGGCGCUGACUACUACCAUCAUGGUGCAGAUGCCAUGGAUCCGGUGUGGGUCGCAGCCAGCCCCGAAUGCAGCCCCGGACUGCGGCAAGCACACAGCCAAGCCCAUCUGUACCGAAGUGAGGACAGCCAGGGGUCAGAGCACAGCCUCUACCACUCAGGGAGCUCCAAAGACAGGGAGGGCAACGUUGCAGCUGGAGGCCAGAGCACAGAGUACGUUGACCCCAGUCCCAAUAGCUCCACCGAGUCCCUCAACCAGAGGUCCCUGGAGAUGGCCGCAGAGCUGCAGCACUAUCAGGUUGAGAUGCACAGCAUGCCCGCGCAGGCAAGCCAGCAGCCGCCACCGACUCCACCGCCUCCUCCUCCUUACAACCAAAAAUUUGGCUCUUUGGGGCUUUCAAGGAAGGACAGUCUUACAAAGGCCCAGCUUUACGGAACCCUUCUGAACUGAAGGACUUUCAAAUGAGGUUGAAACCUUUGAUUCGACUAAACACACAAGGCCUUGGUGCACUCGAGUUAUGUUGCUGCUACCAUUUAGCUGAAAAUGGUUCGAAAAGCAGCCAGGUACCAAAUGGUUCACGCAGAUGAAACUAGUGGAGAUUAUUUAGGAGAGAUGAUUACGCGAUAGAGGAUUGCAAAUAUUUUUGGGGAAGUUAGCCACAACUAAGGUGGAAACAGGCAGAGAGGAGUUCAUGACAUUUUAAAAUGUAUAUGAAUGUGUAUGUAUUUACGUUUCAAAUGUCUAAAAAAGCAUAAUAACUAAGAAUUGAGUGAUAUAUUUUAUAAGUAGUUGUUAGCAACAAAUUUAUUUGAAAAGUGCAGUUCUUAUUUAUAAUCCUGCAAGUUGUAAAUAAAUUUAAAAACUGCUAGUGCCAUGUCUGAAAGCUCAGAUUUGAAUCGGAAUAAGCUGCGCACAGAUUCGUUUCAGUCGUUAUUUUUAAUCAGCUGAAAGAAUCUCGGCCUUUUGAGGAUUUAAUGAAGAAAUCGAUUACGAAUUAAUUCCUUAAAUGACAAACGAACAUUUCUCUUACUUUAAUUGAUUUUUAGCAGUAUUGAUGGGUGUGAUUUCUUGUUAUUGAUGGAACGUUUUGAGAUGUAAACAUCUGUCUUAGCGGUUAGUAUUUAUUUACUAGAUUUAUUUGCACUUUUGUUGUCUCUUUGAGAGGUUCUCCUGCCCCAGUUCUACCUCAGAUUUGGAUGCCCACACCCACCUAAGCCUCUGUAAGUUUGUUUUUUAGACAAUGAUGCAUGGUCAUAUACUUUGUUGUUUUGUUCUCUUAAUAAAGCACAAAUUAUAACUUCAA
Molecule: messenger RNA, 5483 nt
Organism: Xiphophorus couchianus (Monterrey platyfish)
Lineage: Eukaryota; Metazoa; Chordata; Actinopteri; Cyprinodontiformes; Poeciliidae
Product: brain-enriched guanylate kinase-associated protein
Exons: 5
Coding region: 2759-4630 (623 amino acids)
Cellular component (GO): synapse
Source: RefSeq, a predicted model, not a curated record